ACUGCGGCUCUACAUCCUAAAGCCCUAACCCUCUGAUUUUCAGGUCCCAACUCAGCUUGUCCUGUGACGUCUCACAGCCCUGGGGAUAUUUUGCUUUAAAAAACCGACCUUCAUUCCUACUAUUACCAAGCUCUCGAUACCCCUUAAUCCUAAUAAUCUCCCUCGCUGGGUAACCACCCAGAACAAUGUCUACAACACUAUUUGCGAACUCGUCGGUGAUGGACCUGGUUGAUUUCGACCAGAAGAGUUUGCUAGGUGAGUAGUUGAUUUUCCAGUCAUUCUUCCGCACUAAGCAGUAACCAAUUCAAUUGACGAGAAUAAAUAGUUGCGGCGGGUUCAAUUGCUUUUAAUCCUAUUUUCUGGAAGUAUGAUCCAUUUUUCUUUUCCUUUGCUCGAUCAGACCGGCCGUUGACGGGGGAACACAGUGUCGUCGCCCGACAAGAGUACCACAACAAGGUUCUAACCAAACUCUUUGGAGGCAAUUCCCGCUACGGCUGCUACUUCCUUGCAGCUGUGAUCUUUGGAAUUGGGAUCUUUAGGGACUUUCUUUACGAGCAGGCAUUGCGGCAGCAGCCAUCGUUGGAGGCUCUCCAGACUGAUGCCGUGAAGCUUGCGGCGGCGGCAUUGUUCUUUUGCGGGAAUGUUUUAGUUCUGACGUCCAUGUGGGCGUUGGGGUUUACGGGGACUUAUCUUGGUUUGUCUCUUUUCCCCUUUCUUCCCUUUUGCUUUCUGUUGAGGGAGAGACCUACGGUGCGCUAACGAUGAGGAUGGGGUCGGCAAAGGUGACUACUUUGGCAUUCUGAUGGAUCACCGCGUAACCAGCUUUCCGUUCAACGUUACGGAUGCACCGAUGUACUAUGGGUCUACCCUCGCGUUUUUGGGAAGUGCGCUCUGGUAAGUAAUAGUGCCAAAUUCUCCCCUCACUCCCGUAUCACGCUCGUCUUUGCUGAUCAGGUUGCCAAACUCCCCAGGUUCGCAAAACCCGCCGGUCUCCUCCUGACGGUCGAGGUGUUCGUCAUUUAUAAGAUCGCCCUCAUGUUUGAGGAGUACGCCAUUCCUCCCUCCCCUGUCGUCCCUGCACCCAAUUUUUCUUUUAUGAAUCGUGAUCGUGCAUGGAUAAACGGUGACUGA
Molecule: messenger RNA, 1131 nt
Organism: Tuber aestivum (summer truffle)
Lineage: Eukaryota; Fungi; Ascomycota; Pezizomycetes; Pezizales; Tuberaceae
Source: the annotation of a GenBank genome assembly